CGGCAGAGGUGAGUUUCCUUUCAGGGGGAAAAAUAGAGUUUGAUCAUUAAAGACACGCUAUUAUCUUCCUCUACGUUAACGCUGGUGAGUCCAGUGAAGGCGGCGGGACUGGAGUUUGCGCAGACCGACAGAUCAUGUGAACAGUUUCAGAGCUGGAGGACUUUGGGCCAAGCAACAACUGAAUAUUCCUGCUACGAGCCGCCACCACACACCUGACACCAUGACGGCAGAGGAAGCCAUCAACAUUAAGGAGGGGGAGGUGAUCAAGCUCAUCCUGGACUUCCUCAACUCCAGGAGGCUGCACAUCAGCAUGCUGGCCUUGGAGAAGGAAAGUGGGGUCAUUAACGGACUCUACUCUGACGACAUGCUCUUCCUCAGGCAACUCAUUCUGGAUGGCCAGUGGGAGGAGGUGUUGCAGUUCAUUCAGCCUUUGGAAGGAAUGGACAAGUUUGACAAGAAAAGGUUCCGUUACAUCAUCCUGAAACAGAAGUUCCUGGAAGCUUUGUGUGUAAAUAACGCCAUGUCAGCUGCUGAAGAUCCUCAUAACCUGGAGCUCACCAUGCAGGCGGCGGUCAAAUGCCUUCACAGCCUGGAGGAAUUCUGUCCGACCAAGGACGACUACAGCAAGCUGUGCCUCCUCCUCACCCUGCCCCGCCUCACCCACCACGCCGAGUUCAAGGACUGGAACCCGAGCACGGCGCGCGUCCACUGCUUCGAGGAGGCCUGUGCCAUGGUAGCCGAGUUCAUCCCGGCAGACAGGAAGCUGAGUGAGGCCGGAUUCAGGGCCAGCGGGAACCGCCUCUUCCAGCUCCUCAUCAAAGGGGUCCUUUACGAGUGCUGUGUGGAGUUCUGCCAGAGUAAAGCCACUGGAGAAGAGAUCAGAGAGGGUGAGGUGUUGCUCGGUGUGGAUCUGCUGUGUGGGAACGGCUGCGAAGAGCUGGAUUUGUCGUUGCUCUCCUGGCUGCAGAACCUCUCCUCCAGUGCCUUCACCUGCGCUUUCGAGCAGAAGACCCUCAGCAUCCACGUGGACCGCCUGGUGAAGCCCAGCAAGGCCGGACAUGCCGACCUCCUCGCUCCAUUAAUCAACCGUCUGUCCCCCUGCCCCACCUCGCCCUUUCGCCAGCGCCCCCAUUCAGCCGACACCUACAUGUCGAGAUCCCUCAACCCAGCUCUGGAUGGCUUGUCUCACGGUCUGGCAGCGCAGGACAAGAGGAGCAUGGAGGCCAACAUGAAGCCUGCUCUCAGCCGGAGCCUCGUGGAGAACAAUGUGCAUCAGCAGGAUGAUUCACCUGAGAGGCAGCACCCCCAGGGGCUGGACAGACCCAACAGCACACGCACCCCUCUGAAUCCUGGGAAAGAUGGCAGGCCAGCAUCCAGCACAGAAACACCCGAGGGCUGUGACUCCACAGAGCACAUACAGGAGUAUUACCGGCAUCGCCUCCGCGUGCAGCAGCACCUGGAACAGAAGCAGCAGCAGAGGCAGCUUUACCAGCAGAUGCUGCUGGAGGGAGGAGUGAAGCCGCAGGAUGGAGCCCAGCACGACCAACUCACCGAGACGUUCCUCAGCAGAUCCAUUCAGAGGUUGGAGGAGAUGAACGUGAGCAUUGACCACCGAGGAGAUGAAGUGAUGACUCAGCUGGGCCAGCAGUGGAACGGACUGGCGGUUAGCAACAACAGCUCCAACCCCAGGACACCCAACGCCCGCCACCCCUCAGACAAGGGGAGUAAGUCGGGUGUGGGGAGCAGCAGCAGCCCUUUAAGCCCCGGGAGCCAUGACUUUCCUCCACAUAGCGAGUCCCCACUUCCUACUAGUCAGAGCGCUGAAAGAAUCAGAGCGUCUGGUCCCACAAUCCAAGGCGAUUUGAGCUGCUCGACCACACGUAACACACACGAGCCAGGAAAGUUGAAAAGCCAGUUUGUUAAACUGAGCCAGCUUGAGGACACACAGGCACUGCGCGCAGUGGCCUUCCACCCCUCUGGAGCCCUGUACGCCGCCGGGUCCAACUCAAAAACCCUCCGAGUUUGUGCCUAUCCAGAAACAAUGACCUCCAGUGGCUCCGUCAAGCAGCCUGCGGUUCGCUUCAGAAGGAACAAACAUCACAAAGGCUCAAUCUACUGUGUGGCCUGGAGCCACUGUGGACAACUGUUGGCUACCGGCUCCAAUGAUAAAUAUGUUAAAGUCUUGCCCUUCAAUGCCGACAGCUGCAAUGCCACAGGCCCAGACCUGGAGUUCAGCAUGCAUGAUGGUACUAUCAGGGACCUGGCCUUCAUGGAGGGCCCUGAGAGUGGGGGAUCUAUAUUGAUCAGUGCCGGGGCUGGAGACUGCAACAUCUACACCACUGACUGCCAGAGAGGGCAAGGGCUUCACGCCCUGAGCGGACACACGGGUCACAUUCUGACUCUGUACACCUGGGGAGGUUGGAUGAUCGCCUCAGGCUCACAGGACAAGACGGUUCGGUUCUGGGACCUGCGAGUACCCAGCUGUGUUCGGGUGGUGGGCACAACUUUGCACGGGUCAGGAAGUGCAGUUGCUUCAGUAGCUGUGGAUCCCAGUGGCCGCCUGCUGGCCACCGGUCAGGAGGACAGCACCUGCAUGCUGUAUGAUAUUAGAGGAGGCCGCAUCGUCCAGACGUGUCGCCCCCACAGCAGCGACAUUCGCUCUGUUCGCUUCUCACCUGGAGCCCAUCACCUCCUCACCGGCUCCUAUGACAACAGGAUCAUCAUCAGCGACCUUCAAGGUGACCUGACGAAGCCCCUCCCUCAAACGUUAGCCGGAGAACACUCAGACAAGGUGAUCCAGUGCAGGUGGCACCCGCGUAACGGGACCUUCCUGUCUUCAUCUGCUGAUCGAACUGUCGUCCUUUGGGGUCCAGGCCCCUGAGAGGCAGAAGUACAAAUAAAAGCAAGAGCGGCCGUGAGCACAAGAGCACAGUGUGCACAAACAUCUGUCAUGGGUUCCCUAAUUGCAGUGAGGUGUGUGUGUGUAUGUGAAUUGAUGUGAGUGCACUUUGUGAGCAUCGAGUUGUCUUAGUGUUGCUUGGUUUAAAGCAAAGAAAUCGUGUGCCCAAUUCAAUUUUGAAGCAUCAAGUCGAUCAAAACACGCAUGAGCGUGUUUUCAAAUUCAAUUCAAUUUUAUUUAUAUAGCGUCUAUUACAAUAAAAGUUGUCACUAGGCUCUUUCCAGAGACCCAGAACAUGACAGUUGCUGUUUGUAGGUUUGAAUCCUAUUGUGAGUGUCUUUAUGAGCAUGUGGCUUUGUGUGUUUGCCAGCAAAUAUGUUAUUUUAGAAAUAUGUGUGUAUUUGGCAUUCAAGGUGACUGUAAUUUAAUUUGAUAGAAAAAUGCCAAAGGAAAAGGAAACAAUAAAUGUUAUGUUUCCAUAAGGGAUCCAUGUGGCUUUAGAGGAUGUGUGUUGGUUUAUUACCUUCUGGUAAAAAGAUAUAAUGACAAACGUGGAAUAAGUCAAGAACUGGUUGAUAAUGUCUUCAUCAAAAGGCACAAGUCCGUUCACUGCAAGCAUACUGCGCUUUGGAGGCGCUGCAUCAUCUAUACUUUCCACUGGAAGCAGUGACUGGAUGCUACCGUUACAGGAACAGUUUCAUUUAUGAUUGUAUCCAAAGCAACUUACAACUACUGCAGUCCAUGUUGUGGAAAAAAAGAAGCCACUUUCAGUUAUGCAUAUCAUAAUGUGCCUUUUUGUAAUAAUCAUAGAUUUUUUUGGAAGCCUGUAUUGAUUAAAAUGUUAUUUCUGUAAACAAUGUCUCUGUUGUGCAGGUACCGAUCAGCCACUGGCAUUUGUGCACCCUUGUAGUGUUAUUAUAAAGGGAUUUUUCAGUAAUUAUAAUAAAAGUACUUUGCAUGAAGGUUCAAAAUAGGUUGAUGUUUGGCACUUCACUGGUUCAGAAACUAAUUUAUAAACAAGCUUCUGAUAAAAUUAGACAUUGAAUUUUAAGCAGGUUUCCUCUUUUCUUUACUUAUCUGACCAUUUGCUUCCAUGCAAAGUCUAUUUAGUUGUGUUUCUCACAUGAUUAUGUAGAAAUUAUUAAUGAGGGCAGUGUCGACACCAAUUUGUGAAUCAAAUUGGAUGUGCAUAGCAUUUCAUUCACAAUGACUAAUUUAGGAAAGAUACACAAAGCUAUGAAUGGCUUUUUAAAUCUAGAGAAAAGGAUGUGUCUGUAUGUUUCUGUUUUUGUGCAUUCAAAUACCUUUAAUGAUGGAACUAAUCAACAUUUUUAUGCAUCUGGUCACUGAGCCCUUUACAUUUUACAACUAAAAGUUGCAUUUCAUCCUCACUUGUAUUGAGCAACUUGAGAAAUGUGAGAGAGAGACAAGCCUGUGUAAGUGCAGAGAAUAUUUAUUCAUGGUUAUCACAAAAUGCAUCUAAUUUUUUAACCUCUGUGUCAUUUUUUGAUGUUGAUGUCCACCUUUGUAGUUUUAAAGGAUGUUUAUGCACAAGUGCUUUAUAAUUGUUGGAGUCACCAAAAGGUUGGGUGGUUCAAACUGUUAACAGAGGAAAAAAAAAAGUUUCUGUCUCACACAUGCAUUUGCU
This is a messenger RNA of Cololabis saira (Pacific saury), 4547 nucleotides long. RefSeq names its product WD repeat-containing protein 47-like. The record is from RefSeq and is a predicted model, not a curated record. The transcript has 17 exons. Gene Ontology annotation, molecular function: protein binding. Bases 221 to 2881 code for a protein of 886 amino acids. NCBI's taxonomy places the organism in Eukaryota, Metazoa, Chordata, Actinopteri, Beloniformes, Belonidae.